AUGUCAUUUCAAACAUUACGCAAAGCAGAAAAUUCCUUGUUCAGCGACGAUUUUAUCAAAAAGAUAGCAAGAGGGAAGAAACACUCAGAAGAACUGAAGAGGACGUUGCAACCGCAUUUACCCAGACCCGGUUAUAAUCGUUAUCUUCGAGGAGGAAAUUCAUUUCGACCACGGUCAAAUUUUCCACGGAGUUCCGGUUCACGUCCUUGGAAUAAUAAUAACAAUCGUCCAUUCAGUGGUUUUAACCCAGGUGGUUCAAAACGGCCAAGUUAA
This is a messenger RNA of Didymodactylos carnosus, 273 nucleotides long. NCBI's taxonomy places the organism in Eukaryota, Metazoa, Rotifera, Eurotatoria, Philodinida, Philodinidae. The record is from the annotation of a GenBank genome assembly.